GUCACGACACGGCCGAAAGAUAAACAAAGCGGAGUUCGCAGCAAACGUUUUUACAUUGUCUUCCCAGUGCGUGGUACCGUGGCAAGGUUUUCCAGCAAGGUGUCUACUAAUUGGAUGUGAGUGUGUGUGUGUGUGUGUGAAGCUUGUUUGACAGAAAGUACAGUGUGUGAUAUAAACAGAUUAUUCAUGCUCUACAAAACGUUACGAGAAUAAAAAGCGCACGCUUCCAGAGUCACAAAGUCUUUGCUGCAAAUAACGAAGCCAAAAUGCCACCGAAGAAAUUAGCCGAACCAGAAAUUAAGCCUUUGAUCGGACGCAUCGGUACGAACCUUCGGAUCGGCAUCGUCGGCGUACCGAACGUGGGCAAAUCGACGUUCUUCAACGUGCUGACGAAGAGUGCCGCACCAGCAGAAAAUUUCCCUUUCUGCACGAUCGACCCUAACGAGAGCAGAGUUCCGGUGCCCGAUGCUAGAUUUGAUUAUCUGUGCGAAUAUCAUAAGCCAGCAAGCAAGGUGCCAGCCUACCUGAAUGUGGUCGAUAUCGCCGGUCUGGUGAAAGGUGCUGCCGAAGGACAAGGUCUCGGAAAUGCAUUCCUGUCGCACAUCAACGCGUGCGAUGCGAUUUUCCACCUGUGCCGUGCGUUUGAAGAUCCGGACGUAACACACGUGGAGGGCGAGGUCGAUCCGGUGCGCGAUCUGUCCAUCAUCAGCGAGGAGCUGCGUUUGAAGGAUGAGGAAAAGCUGAUGAUUAACCUGGACAAGCUAGAGAAGCUUGUCACGCGCGGAGGUGACAAGAAAAGCAAACCGGAAUAUGAAACACUGCUGAAAAUCAAGGACGUGCUGACGGAGGAAAAGAAACACAUCCGAUUCGCCGACUGGAGCGCACACGACAUCGAGGUGCUGAACAAAUAUCUCUUCCUCACCUCCAAACCGUGCAUCUAUCUGGUGAACCUGUCCGACAAGGACUUUAUCCGGAAGAAGAACAAGUGGCUGCCGAAGAUUAAGGAGUGGGUCGACAAGAACGAUCCGGGCGCACCGAUCAUCCCGUUUUCCGGCGCGUACGAGCAUCAGCUGGCCGAGCUGGAAACGGACGCGGACCGCAAAGCGUACGAGGAGGAGCACAAGUGUGGUUCGGUGCUGGACAAAAUUAUCACCACCGGCUACAAGGCGCUCCAGCUCGAAUACUUCUUCACGGCCGGCCCGGACGAGGUGAAGGCGUGGACGAUCCAGAAGGCAACGAAAGCGCCGCAGGCGGCCGGCCGCAUCCAUACCGACUUUGAGAAGGGUUUCAUCAUGGCGGAGGUGAUGCAUUACGCUGACUUUAAGGAGGAGGGCAGCGAGGCGGCGGCAAAGGCCGCCGGCAAGUAUCGGCAGCAGGGUCGUAACUACGUCGUUGAGGAUGGUGAUAUCAUCUUCUUCAAGUUUAAUGCCGGCGCGGGACUGAAGGAUGCGAAGAAGAAGUGAUAUCGUCAGGCGGUCACCACCAUCAUCGUCGCACUGCUCUACAUCAACAUGAUAUUCUAUGCACACCUGUUUCUGCCCCAGCUCAGCUAUUAAUUGGUGAACGUAGUGCGCGCACCUUGCAGCAAAACCCAACACGUUUGAGAUUUUCGUACAGCUUGUGUAACACUGUCGCGACGCGGCUGAUGAAGGAAAAACUAAAAAAAAGCUGAAGCAACGAUGGAUAGCGCGUGAAGAGCCAUGGUCUUAUUUAUCGGUUUAAUAAAUUUUGAGCGCAAAGCAUGGAAUAAUUCGUAUCUCCGAAAACAGUAAGCAACUAACAACAAAUUGAGUCCGGAAAAUAAACGCGUUUAUUAUCGAACA
Molecule: messenger RNA, 1823 nt
Organism: Anopheles stephensi (Asian malaria mosquito)
Lineage: Eukaryota; Metazoa; Arthropoda; Insecta; Diptera; Culicidae
Product: obg-like ATPase 1
Exons: 7
Coding region: 267-1463 (398 amino acids)
Cellular component (GO): cytoplasm
Molecular function (GO): ATP hydrolysis activity; ATP binding; GTP binding
Source: RefSeq, a predicted model, not a curated record